This is a messenger RNA of Capsella rubella, 592 nucleotides long. RefSeq lists its product as uncharacterized. NCBI's taxonomy places the organism in Eukaryota, Viridiplantae, Streptophyta, Magnoliopsida, Brassicales, Brassicaceae. The transcript has a single exon. The record is from RefSeq and is a predicted model, not a curated record. The coding region runs from base 98 to 403 and encodes 101 amino acids.
CUCAAUCUUCAAAUCUCAAACAUUUUCUUUACCCGUUAAACUCUUUUGUUUAAUCAAAACUCUUGUGUAAUCAGUAUUUAAUAUCUAUUUACUACAAAUGGAUGGAGGCUUGGGAACGAUGUUGAUGAAGGUAGCCUUAUUUGCUCUGGUUCAAGCUUUGGUGUAUCUCAUCCUCUCGAAAUCUUCGAGGGUUUUCUCUAGAUCGAAUUCGUUGAAAAGGGCUUAUAGUUUCCGGCCUAUGAGGUCCGUUAGCAUCCGCCGCAUUCUUGCGUCGCUUCAAGAUAUUCCUGCUGGCGAAGAGAUGUCUCCUUCAUCUAACGGCUCCUCUUCUUCUUCUUCUUCUCUUACGUCUCCUUCUUCCCAAGAUGAGGCAGCAACAAGAACUAUAUCACCACCAUCUUAGCUAAGGAUAUACAUACGGCAAUACGGCAUUGUUUGAUUCAUUUUCUCCAUAUUUUUUUAGAUUGUUUCAUUAAAUGGAUGCAAUAUUGAUUAGUCCUCUAUCUCUGUAUAUGUAUGAUUGGUGUAGAUGUUGAAUAUUAUUUAAGCCAAAUAUAUACUGUAUGUACAAUUUAAAAGGAGUUAGUAUAUC